Messenger RNA from Hypanus sabinus (Atlantic stingray), 1237 nucleotides. It is a transcript of the gene pfdn6, whose product is annotated as prefoldin subunit 6. The transcript is spliced from 3 exons. NCBI's taxonomy places the organism in Eukaryota, Metazoa, Chordata, Chondrichthyes, Myliobatiformes, Dasyatidae. Bases 62 to 394 code for a protein of 110 amino acids. Gene Ontology annotation, molecular function: protein-folding chaperone binding. Gene Ontology annotation, biological process: protein folding; chaperone-mediated protein complex assembly. The record is from RefSeq and is a predicted model, not a curated record. Gene Ontology annotation, cellular component: prefoldin complex; cytoplasm.
CCCCUCAGUGUUGUCUCUCCUCCUUUCCCAAGUGUACUUGUUCCCCGUCCCUCACCUUAUCAUGUCUCUCCUCACAGAGCUGAGCCGGUGCCUGUCGGCACGUCAGAAGCUGGAGACGCAACUGACAGAGAAUACCAUUGUGCAGGAGGAGCUGGAGCUGAUGGAACCAGAGAACCGAGUCUACAAGCUGAUGGGCCCCGUGUUGGUGAGGCAGGAACUGCAGGAGGCAAAGUCCACAGUUGCCAAACGGCUUCACUACAUCACUGGAGAGAUAAAGCGCUAUGAGGGACAGAUGAAGGAGUUGGAACGGAAAUCGGAGCAACAUCGGGAGACGCUCGGCAAACUGCAGCAGGACUUCCAGAGGGCGCAGGGAAAGGCACCUGCCCGUGACUGACCGCGUACACUCAAUCACCCUUCACCCAUUCCUGUCCCCUCUCCAGACAAUGAGUCUGCCCAGCCCACUACUCACCGGGUGCCCUCUGGACGAGGGGGUGUCAGUGUCCUGGAACUUACCCCACCCCCCAGUCCCAGUAUGUGAUCGGGGGCUAUCAUUGUGUGAACUCAUCCUUCCAUCCACUCCCACCCCUCCCCUCGCUCCCCAGCCUUUCCCCCUUCCCUUGCCCCUCCCCUCUCCCCCUGAGGGGCUAGGGGCCCUCGGUGUGUGAUCACUCAGCCCCUGUGUGGGAUGGCUCCAACCCCUCUCACUAGGUUUGGGCUGCAGGGCAGACUCCCUCCUCUCCUCAGCACGAUGUCACCCAUUAUUGGGUUUCACAGUGAGCUUGCUGUGCGCCGCUCAUGAUCGGUGGCUGCUGACAACUAGGCUUCCCCAGCUCUGUGGCUACCGGGAUCCCAACACUGAGCCUCGUGCAAUGUGAGUUGUGUUGCCCGCAAUCUGUGGCUAGUCUCCCACUCUGGGUAGCCCGGGGCCUGUGGGUGUUGGGUGGCUGGUCUCCCACUCUGGGUAGCCCGGGGCCUGUGGGUGUUGGGUGGCUGGUCUCCCACUCUGGGUAGCCCGGGACCUGUGGGUGUUGGGUGGCUGGUGUCCCACAAUGGAUAGCCCGGGGCCUGUGGGUGUUGGGUGGCUGGUGUCCCACAAUGGAUAGCCCGGGGCCUGUGGGUGUUGGGUGGCUGGUGUCCCACAAUGGGUAGCCCAGGACUGUAGGGGAGGUCUUUGGGUGCCGAGUGUUGAAUGCCAGCAUGUUCCUGGGCAAUAAAGUGUUUGUGUUCUUACUGCUGA